This is a messenger RNA of Paramecium octaurelia, 1068 nucleotides long. NCBI's taxonomy places the organism in Eukaryota, Ciliophora, Oligohymenophorea, Peniculida, Parameciidae. The record is from the annotation of a GenBank genome assembly.
GCAAGAAUGAGUAUGUACUAAUUCAAUGUUCCUCAAAUAGUGCAACCAUCAUGUAAGUUUAUAUUUAUAUAUUAUACGCUAUAUAGAUUUCCAAGUAUAUUAUUAUAAUACUUAUUUUUAUAGCCUUAAUAUACAUUUACACCUUCACUUAUUGAUAUGUAUUAUUACAAACACAAUUAUUUAUUUAUUUAUAUAGGCCCCAGCAAAUGCCGACCAUCAGCACAUUCCCACCCCCACAUCAUGAUGUUGAUUGGUUUUACCUGGAUGAAGAUGGGAAAUGGAAAAUAUUUGAUUGGAGAAGAUGCAAUCUCCUAGAGAAUAUGCUUCAUUACUGCAAUUAAGGAGAGUUCCAGAUCAUUUUCAAAGACAUGCAGUUUAUAGUUGAUUAUGAUCACAUGGUCAUGCAUCAUUAAAUUAGUUAUUAUAAAAUUAGGAGAGAAUCAUCCAUUGUGUCCAGACAAAUUAAAAUAUAGCAAGGCAAAUGGUCCUAUUAUAAUGGGUAAACGUGGAUUCAAUAUGAAAAAGUGAUUUAAAAUUAAUUGGAAGACUUGAUGGUCAAAGGAGAAGUAAAAAUAAUUUAAAUAAUUGAAGCCUCUUAUUAUAAUGUAUGUAAAUAACAAACAAUACGUGUUUGAUUUGGAUCAGAAUGUCUAAGUGGAGCCUCUAGAUGAUAAAGGCUUAAAUAAGAGAAAGAUAAUUACAAGACAAUGGAUGAACACACAUUAAUUAUAAGAGUUUUGUAAACUAAGAAAAUAAUAGGAACUCACCUAUAUAAGGGAAAGAAAGGCAUUGGAAGAGUAUAUGAAAUUGCAUCAACACCGUAAGAAAGUAGGUGGAUCUAAGAAAGCUAAUAGAUUGGGAGAUUUAGGAAUAUCUCCAGAUCAGGAGAAGUAGGAGAGAAAACAAUAGAAAUCAUAGCAACAACACUAGUAGUAAUAGCAAACAAAGCCAAAAGAUGAAUGCUUUAAAAUGAUAGAGCAUUAGAAAUAGCCAGAUCCAAAGUAAUUGGAGGAAUGGAAUUUACUUAUUGAAAAGAUGAAAGAAGAAAAUGCUGAAAAUAAUUCAUGA